UAGUGUUGAAGCUGUGCUAGGUUACAUCAUCUCGCUGCUCGCAGUGACCGUAACAAGCGCCCCUCCGUCGCCCUCGCCGCCACCCUUGUGACCGCAGUGCCGGGAGGAAAGGAUUGCUUGAGACACUCAGUGGAACAUAAUCACCGCAAUGUAGCUAAGUGGAGUGCGGUGGACGUCCGAGCUCUCACUCUCACACACACAUGAGGAAGCCCACACCUCACGCAGGUCGUCGGUCGCUCUGUCUCGCGCUGACCGCUCCACUACAACCACCUGUACGACCUCUCUCCUGCACCAGCAGUGCUCCACCUUGACUUUUCCCCUUUCCGAGUGUGCCGUGAACCCAAACAGUGAGCCAGGAUGGAUAUGAGUGGCAUGGACCAGGCUGGGCAGGCCGCAGGGGGCUAUAUGAACCGGUGGUACGAUGGCUCAGAAGGAGGCCACUCGGGCCUGCACCAGGACUACUACAACAGUAUGGCACAAGCUAUGCACUGUGCAUAUGGCAACAACAUGGCCGCCAGGAUGGGCUCCGGACAGGUGUUCCGCCCUCACUUCGCCUCCCCGCUCCACCCGUGGCUCGGCGGCGACAAGUCCGUGGUGGGCGGCUCCUCUCCGUCAUGGCACUCGCCCUUCACAAAGCCCGCCCACUACGCCCACGCCCACUCCUCCACGUCGCCCGCGCCGCACUCCAACUCCUACUCGUACACGUCGUCGGGGCUGUUCGCGUCGGCGUUCUCCAAGGACGAUGGCAUGGCGGGCGGCGCGGGGGGCGGCGCGCCCGUGUCAGACUACUCGAUGGCGGGCGGCGGCGGCGACGGCUCCGACCUGAAGAGCGCGCCCAUGCUGUCCCCCCUGGGCGCCUGUGCCAACAAAAGCGGGCGUGAAGAGGGGCGCGAGUGCGUGAACUGCGGCGCCACGUCCACUCCGCUAUGGCGGCGCGACGGCAACGGCCACUACCUGUGCAACGCCUGCGGCCUCUACUACAAGAUGAACGGCCAGAACCGGCCGCUCAUCAAGCCCAAGCAGCGCAUGUCAGCGCAACGGCGGGCAGGGACCAGCUGCGCCAACUGCAAGACGACCACAACGACGCUCUGGCGACGUAACCAGAACGGAGAGCCAGUGUGCAAUGCCUGCGGACUCUACUACAAACUACACAAUGUGCCUCGGCCGCUGUCCAUGAAGAAGGAGGGCAUCCAGACGCGAAACCGCAAGCUCAGUUCUAAGUCGAAGAAGAAGAAGGGCAUGCUGGGCUUCCCCGAUAUGCUGAAGCCUCUGGACAAGGGCGGCUUCGGCGGCUUCGGCACCGGCGGCUCCGGCUUCGGCUCCAUGUCCCACUACAUGUACGGCGGCCAGAUGCACGGCUCCUCCAUGGCGGGCGGCUUCAUGUCGGCGCCGCCCAUGCACGGGAUGUCCGCCAUGUCGGGCGUGGGGCUCGGCCUCUCCUCCACCUCCCAGAUCCAGAUCCCCUCCGCGUCCAGCUUAGGUCUUUCGUCGUCUAACAGUAUAGUGGGCGCGAUGGCCUAGGGACACGCCUCCGCCGACGGCCGCAGCAGUUUGCUAGCCAGUCUCAGCCGCGAGGGCGCCGCAUCCUUCACCUCCGCCCCCCAGUCCAUGGAGUUGGCGGAUCCUCAGCCCUCGUACAGCGGCGCCCACUUGUACCCCUCUGAGAGCGCCGCCUCCAGUGGGAACAACAGUGGAAGAGGCGGGGUCGGGCAAGCAGGGUGUGGGGACGGGGGCGGCAACGGUGGGUUCCUGGGCUCGAUGCCCCCCCACCUGGCCUCCUCGUCCGCCUCCUCCUCCGCCACCUGAUGCGGUGCUCGUAGUCGUCGUGCGGACCAACAGCACAGCCCAACCGGCGUCCAUGUCUUUCAGGUGCUAGUGAUAGGCAGUGUGUCCAGGGUGUGCGCCGCCGCCACACUCCAAUACUCCAGCGUACUCUUCACCUCAUUCCACUGACACUGUGAUUUUCAUAACCUUUCUGAGGUCACUAUUUAUUUGAGGGUCGCGGGAGACAGAGCUGGUCUCUAGGGGACUGCAGGACCAAGUCUUCCCUGGCGCCGCCUCACACACACAUACACACACACACACAGUGGAGACCAUACGCGAGGAACCCAGAUCCUCCAUGCCAUUAUUCAGGACUCUCGAGCCGUGUGGUAUAUAUGUACAUAUAUACUUAACCGAACUUUUCGUUCUCCCGAACAGUAUGGACUCGAACCCAGUGUUAAGUUGAGUCAGCCCUUCUCAUUUCAGCCCCUGCGGCAGCGUGCGGGUAUUACGGCCCUCUUGUUUUACCUUUACUUUGCACAGCGGCAAGGUCGGACUCUCAAGUCCUCUCUUAGAAACUUCAAAUUAACCCCUGGCUUUUAAAGUCGGUUUCUGAUAUUAGUAGCAUCUACUAAACAGUGAAUAACGUAUAAAACCUUGAGCCAAUGUAAAAGUUCAGAAUGACUCCUGGCCGGGAAGAGGUCAUGAGGUUUGUUUUUGUUUGUUUGUUUGUUUGUCAGAUGGCGCACGUGGCGUGUACAGUACGAAUGGCGAGUUGUAGAUAAGUGACUGAAUGUAAAUUUGUUUAUCUCUAUAAUUACUAGUCGGCUAUUUUUAUUAUAACGUGUUUCCCUAUUGGAUUACCCUGGCCAAAACAUUGAGUAAUGUGAUGCAUAUGUUUCAUAUGAAAUUUGCUUGUGAUUAAUAUAUAUACAUAGAUACAUAUAUGAUUUCUCUUGUACUAAAACAUAUGUAAAUUGGCGUAAGUAUAAGAUACAAUGUAACUCACGUGACAGUGGAUGCACGACCGGGACAUUCAGCACACGCAUUUCUGGGAACACAUUUUUUUCUUUCGUUUUUCUUCAUUUUUCUUGAACAUCAGUUGAUUUCCUCCUUCAACGUGCGGCGUGCUGAGUGCCGAGGUCCCCAUCUGCGUCACGGCAAGGUCACUGGCUAGGGUAAAAAAAUAUUUCUGUGGUUUCUGAACUAUUUAUGUAGUGCGCGACGAUGCUUUCUCUGUGAAGUGUCUCAUUUGUUUUAACCAUGAAUAGCAUUGAGGAGAAUAUUGCAUGUAUUGUUGAUGCGGUCGUCGAUCACAUAGCUCUUCUGUAUCGUGUCAAUACGGUUCACAGAUUGAACUGUUUGCAUUGAGACGAUAACCUUUAUCGACAUGGUCCUCCAAGAGCGGUCGCCGGCGGUGUUGUCACUUGUAACUCCAAACUGUCAGGAGAGAAUUUUUUUCUCCCUUCGGUCAUGAAAAAGAAAAUUAUCUCUGUUGGAGGACACGGAAUUAUGAACGCUAACGAAGGGUAUAGUAUGGUUCAUUAUGUUGAAAAAAGGAAAAAUAAAAAUCUGAAAAGCAUAUAAGAAGAAACUGUACACAAAUCAUGUCUCAUCUUAUUUUAUGUAAUUAGACCUAUUCAUAAUUGCUGUUGGUUUUAAGUGAAUGAAUCAGUAAAAUUAAUAAAUUAAUAGAUAUAUAGCCAUACACAUCCUUCAAUGAAUACCUUAAUUCCAGUGUUCCUUCACAGCAAUCUUGGGACUACCAUUUUCAUAACUUUGUAAGUACAACAACGUUUGUGAUUCUGAAAAAAAAAAAUCUGUAUGAAUAAAAACCUUGACCAAAUGCUUCCGUGUUAAUUAAUUAAAAGGCGAACACUUCAAGUCACAACGAAAUUGAAAUCUAAACAAAUGUGUAUAGAAGAAAAAAUGGCAUCACAGUAUUUAUGUUUUUGAUUUAAUAAAGAUUUGUAUAAUGA
This is a messenger RNA of Penaeus chinensis, 3740 nucleotides long. RefSeq names its product GATA-binding factor C-like. Gene Ontology annotation, biological process: negative regulation of transcription by RNA polymerase II; cell fate commitment; positive regulation of transcription by RNA polymerase II. Gene Ontology annotation, molecular function: RNA polymerase II cis-regulatory region sequence-specific DNA binding; DNA-binding transcription factor activity, RNA polymerase II-specific; zinc ion binding. Lineage: Eukaryota; Metazoa; Arthropoda; Malacostraca; Decapoda; Penaeidae. The transcript is spliced from 5 exons. The coding region runs from base 358 to 1521 and encodes 387 amino acids. The record is from RefSeq and is a predicted model, not a curated record. Gene Ontology annotation, cellular component: nucleus.